Molecule: messenger RNA, 1083 nt
Organism: Thecamonas trahens ATCC 50062
Lineage: Eukaryota; Apusomonadida; Apusomonadidae
Exons: 2
Coding region: 1-1044 (347 amino acids)
Biological process (GO): kinetochore assembly; attachment of mitotic spindle microtubules to kinetochore; protein localization to kinetochore
Cellular component (GO): kinetochore
Source: RefSeq, a predicted model, not a curated record
AUGCGGCGCAGACUGUCCAUCGGUGAGCAGUUGAAGCAGGAUGAGCCGGACCUUCCAUCACUUCAAGACCAGGCACAGGUGCUGGGGCGUGUGGACCUCAACAAGCUUGAGUGCUAUCCCAUGGAAGAGGUGGAGGCGGCUGAUCAGGUGGCAGCACGGAUCACUCAGGCCAAGGAGCACUUCAACAAGCUCAAGUUCAACUUUAUCGAGCUGGAGACCAAGCGCGGGUUCCUGGAUGAGGUCAGCAGCGAGCGGGCGAUGGAAGUGAGGACGAGUGAGGAGCUGACCAAGCUCAACGGGGAGUUGGCGGAGACCAAGGCGUCAGUCCGCGAGCUGAGGGCCGACAUUGUGGCCCAGAAGGACGCGCUGACCGAGAUGACCUACACCUACGCAAAGCAGUACAGCGAGACGGCAGCAGCGCUGCCGCAGCUGGAGACAGACAUUGCGGCGCUGCUGGAGCGGCUGGAGGAGGCCGAGGAGGCCGCAGCGGUGGCCACCCAUCCGGUUGCCGGGCUGGCCGGACCGUACGCUGACAUGACGCCCGCCGAGGAGGUCGAGGCGCUGCGCCAGCGGCUGGCGGAUGAGCAGAUGCGAGCCGAGGAGCUGGAGGGCGCGUCGGCGGCGCUGAAGGACGAAAUGGCGCGGCUGGAUGCGGUCAAGGCCGAGACCACGGCUGAGAUCACCGAACUGCAGGCGUCGGUGCCUGGCGGCAGCGGCAUUGGCGCCGACGGCUCGCCUACCACCGAGCUAGCGUCGAUGGCGGCGUGGUACGAGAACGCGCUCGAGAAGCUCCAGUUGGUGACCGGCCUGGCACUGCUAGCCAUUGGCGAGCACAGCCUCGAGGUGGAGAUGGAGAUCACGCCGUCGUUCCGGCCGGUUGUCACGCUGUUCUUUGACGAGACCUCACGCAAGCUAGCGAGCCUCUCGGUCUCGCCGGCGGUUGACGGCCUUGUUGUCGAUGACAUUCUCGAAGCGGGUGCCAUGAUGAACCAUGACGUCCGGUUUGUGCUUCGCGAGCUCAAGGCUCGGCUGCGGACGCUGUGAGCCGCGCCAGAUCGCUCUUUGUAAACUGAUGUAAUGCCA